CCCAUUUGAAUCGCGCUCCCACUUUCUUAAAAGCUCUCUCUCCUAACCCAUUUGCUCACUGUCCUUGCUCCUUAUUGCCCGAAGUCGUCCUUUAAUAACCACGAUGGCCGAGAAAAGCAAGAUCCUGAUCAUCGGAGGCACUGGAUAUAUCGGAAAGUUUAUCGUCCAAGCAAGCGCUAAGGCCGGUCACCCUACGUUCCUUCUCGUGAGGGAAUCUACUCUCUCCAAUCCCGCCAAAUCGCAGAUCAUUGAGAAUUUCAACAACUUAGGCGUGAAGUUUUCUAUCGGAGAUUUGGAGGAUCACGCAAGUUUAGUGAAGGCGAUAAAGCAAGUGGACGUGGUAAUAUCAACGGUAGGUCAUGAACAGUUAUCCGAUCAAGUCAAGAUCAUUGACGCCAUUAAAGAAGCUGGCAAUGUUAAGAGAUUCUUCCCAUCCGAGUUCGGUAAUGACGUGGAUCGGGUCCAUGCAGUUGAGCCAGCAAAAACAGCAUUUGCCACUAAGGCGAAAAUCCGUCGAACUAUUGAGGCAGAAGGAAUUCCAUACACCUAUGUCUCCAGCAACUUCUUUGCUGGCUAUUUCCUUCCCACUUUGGCACAACCAGGAGUCGCAGCUCCUCCAAGAGAUAAAGUUGUCAUCCUAGGUGAUGGAAACCCAAAAGGUGUGUUUAACAAGGAAAAUGACAUUGGUACCUUUACAAUUAAAGCCGUGGAUGAUCCAAGAACCUUGAACAAAAUCCUCUACGUAAGACCUCCAAAAAACACUUACUCCUUCAACGAUCUUGUGUCUUUGUGGGAAAAAAAAAUUGGCAAAACCCUUGAAAAGAUCUAUAUUCCAAAAGAACAAGUCCUUAAAAACAUCCAAGAAGCUGCGGUUCCACUGAACGUGAUACUGUCAAUUAAUCACUCAGUUUUUGUGAAAGGAGAUCACACCAACUUUGAGAUUGAAGAUUCGUUCGGGGUGGAGGCUUCACAGCUUUAUCCAGAUGUGAAAUACACUACUGUGGAGGAGUACCUUGAUCAGUUUGUUUGAGUAUUUGACGCCAUAAGUGUACUGCCAAAUCAAAUAAAACUAGUCGUUGAACAAAUCAUGGGGCGUAUGGUGUGUUGUCUGUGUUUCUCAUUUGUCUUUUACACCUCUCAUAAAUGUUGUUGAAGAUUAUUUUGUA
Molecule: messenger RNA, 1166 nt
Organism: Carica papaya (papaya)
Lineage: Eukaryota; Viridiplantae; Streptophyta; Magnoliopsida; Brassicales; Caricaceae
Product: phenylcoumaran benzylic ether reductase Pyrc5
Molecular function (GO): oxidoreductase activity
Source: RefSeq, a predicted model, not a curated record